CAUAUUAUUAUCCCUCCUUCUUCUGGUUAUUUCACCCUGCAGUCCUCAUAGAAAACACAUUGCCCUCCUUCGACAACAGCUAUCCCUAAAACUAAGAAAACACUAUUCCUUCGGACGGCUCGUCUUCCUGGUUUCUUUGCUACAGCCUUGUCUAUUCGCUUGCCACCGACGACACCAAUGUGGCCCUUCCCGUCCCCGGCACCAAGUUCGUACGUCGCCCAAACACAAGCACAAACUCACCACCUCUCAACAUCGCAAACUCGGCCCAACAUACAUAGAACAAAUAGCCCCGACCUAUUCUACCCACAUUCCUUGUCUAGUCCUAUCGAACAACAUCUCACCCCUUCCAUAUUAUCAACUUCAAACAUGCCCAGAGCCCGAAGAGCUUCACGCCCAGCUGGCCCUCUGAUCGACUUGACUGACACAGUUCCUAUUAGCCCCUCGUCAAAUACUCAGACCGAGCGGGUAUUCCCAGCACCUAAACGACGCAAAACUUCAGAGUCCCCCAUACGUUUCGCAAAGGUCGAGAAGGUGGACUUGAGCCUUGAAGCGGACGAUGAGUUCUCUAUGAAGAGGAACAGGGAGGAGCUGCUGAAGGUUCAGGGCGGAGGUGAUGAUGGGAAACGCAAAAAAUUAGCAGGGUUCUCUUGCGUCAUCUGUAUGGAGGAUGAGCCGACGGAUUUAGCUGCUACUCCUUGCGGUCAUAUGUUUUGCCACCUCUGUUUGCACGGCGCGAUUAAAGCCAGUACAACCACUACCCAUAAAUCCCAUGGUCGUUGUCCCGUAUGCCGUGGGAAAGUAUCGCUCAAGGAUGUGGUAACAAUAGAGUUCAAACUCUUAUCCAAAUCUCAGGGAAAACAGCCAGCAAAGUAACUUUGGACAAUCUUCAACAAGGUCUAACCCAAACAACUUAUUGUAUAUUUACCCACUUCCUUUCCACCUUGGUUUGCCUCAAAACUCCUUCCUACAAGCUCCUCUUUUUUCCUAUCACCGCCCUAUCACCCUCCCCCUUAACAGCUAAUUUGGGUUUAGAGUGGUGAUUUUUUUUUUUUUUCCUUACCCUCCCAAUACAUUUCGCUUUCUUGUACCUUUUUUAUAUUGAGAUAUCUGGACCGGAUAGUUUGGGUGGUGAUGGUGAUGGUAUUUGCUUCUGAGUUCUCUCAACCCUCUUCUUCUUUUUCCUCUUCCCUCUCCUACCGUUGCUGAAUGGUUCAUGGCCUGAUUCGCAAAGUAUUUUAUUAUAUUUCCUGGUACUAGACCGGUGUUUGUUUGUUUGUUUUUUUCGGCUUUUUCCAUUCUCUCUUUACCUGUACUCUUGGGUUGACAAAUCUUGCUUAUCAGGGGGAAGUGGAUAGUAGUUUACUUUAUUUGUCUUACUCUACUCUGCCUUAGGCUACUUGGAGAGGGGGUGGUCUUUCCCCCCUCCAUUUUCUUAAAAGGUUUAGCAUUUAUCGAGAGUUUAUAUAUCGAAAUAUUCGUGUAGGUUUUUUCAAACCAUUGAGUAAGUUACGGUAGCGCAAUACGAGUUGAAUAUCUAGGA
This is a messenger RNA of Tuber melanosporum (Perigord truffle), 1540 nucleotides long. RefSeq lists its product as uncharacterized. The coding region runs from base 178 to 873 and encodes 231 amino acids. The transcript is spliced from 2 exons. The record is from RefSeq and is a predicted model, not a curated record. Lineage: Eukaryota; Fungi; Ascomycota; Pezizomycetes; Pezizales; Tuberaceae.